Messenger RNA from Fopius arisanus, 672 nucleotides. It is a transcript of the gene l(2)37Cg, whose product is annotated as RNA polymerases I and III subunit AC2 l(2)37Cg. The coding region runs from base 106 to 423 and encodes 105 amino acids. Gene Ontology annotation, biological process: DNA-templated transcription. The record is from RefSeq and is a predicted model, not a curated record. The transcript is spliced from 3 exons. NCBI's taxonomy places the organism in Eukaryota, Metazoa, Arthropoda, Insecta, Hymenoptera, Braconidae. Gene Ontology annotation, molecular function: DNA binding; protein dimerization activity. Gene Ontology annotation, cellular component: RNA polymerase I complex; RNA polymerase III complex.
AGAUGCUGUGACGAUCACGUGACAUGAUCAGAAAGUGCACGUGUGUUUGUUUAUGUUAUCUGGACAUACAUAAUUUACAGUGAGAAUAAUAAGGGAAGAAACAUCAUGGGACGAUUAGCAGAGAUCGCCGGUGACGCUGCAACGGGGGAUAAAUCCCGGACAUUCGUCUUCCAGGAUGAGGGCCACACACUAGGAAACGUCUUGCGAUCUGUCAUCUCCCAGUAUCCCGACGUACAAUUUUGUGGUUAUACUGUGCCCCAUCCCUCAGAGGCGAAAAUGCACUUUAGGAUACAGAUGAAGAGAGGAAGAGCUGUCGAUGCCUUGCGACAGGGCUUGGAAGAUGUUGAAAAAUUAUGCGAUCACACCACCAAAACAUUCACUCGAGCGUGGGAGUCUUAUAAACAAUCUACCUCUGUGGAAUGAAAAACUGCUUCAAUACAAAAAUCAAUCGAUCCGAUCAAUUUAUCACAGAUUAAUUCGUAACUUCUCAAAAAUUUUGUAACAAUUUGAAUUUCUUUUGUAUUUAAUUUUCUAUUAGAGGGAGAAGAGGAAAAUACACUAUUUUUUUUUAUUGUAAAUUUUUGUUUGAAUGUUAUUAUGUUCCUAAAUCGAAGUCAAUUAAACGGAUUUUAUGUUUUAAUAAAUAGAUUAAAAAAUUGUAUUAUAAAUUAU